This is a messenger RNA of Salvia splendens (bonfire salvia), 631 nucleotides long. RefSeq names its product SKP1-like protein 11. Gene Ontology annotation, biological process: ubiquitin-dependent protein catabolic process. The transcript is spliced from 2 exons. Lineage: Eukaryota; Viridiplantae; Streptophyta; Magnoliopsida; Lamiales; Lamiaceae. The coding region runs from base 46 to 540 and encodes 164 amino acids. The record is from RefSeq and is a predicted model, not a curated record.
UCUUCUUCUCUCUAGGUUUUGCAAUUAAAAUUUCAAAACAAUUCAAUGGCUUCUUCGUCUUCAAUUGUGGAGGCUUCGGCUAAGAAGACGAUUGUUUUGAUCAGCAAAGAAAAGCAGAACUUCGAAGUAAACGAAGCCGCAGCUAUGCUUUCGAACACCGUGAAGAACAUGAUUGAAGACGGCUGCACCGAGGGUGGAAUCCCGCUGCCUAACGUCGAUUCGGCGACGCUCGCGAAGGUGCUCGAGUACUGCAACGCCCACGCCGCCGCCGCUGCCGCCGAUGGGGAUUUGAACAAGUUCGAUUCCGAUUACAAGAAGAGCCUCGAGGAUGAUCGUGUACAGAACAUGUUGUUUGAUGUCAUUUUGGCGGCAAAUUACAUGGAUAUUGCAAGUCUUCUGAAUCUGACGUGUCAAUUGGUGGCGGAUAUGAUGAAGGGAAAGACUCCGGAGCAAAUACGCACAAAAUUUCACAUAAUAAACGACUAUACUCCAGAAGAAGAAGCUGCGGUUAGACGGGAGAAUCAAUGGGCGUUUGAAUAAAUUCAUGGCACUCUUUUACACUUAUUUUUUACUUUUUGGAUAUUCUAUUAUGUUAUGUUUAGUACUACUAUUUUUACUAGUUAUCACUUUC